Messenger RNA from Diabrotica balteata, 816 nucleotides. Lineage: Eukaryota; Metazoa; Arthropoda; Insecta; Coleoptera; Chrysomelidae. The record is from the annotation of a GenBank genome assembly.
AUGGGGCUAGUUUGUGAAGACAACAGUUAUGUAAAAUAUUCGGAUAAAGAAGUUUUCACUGAUGAUUUUUAUAGAGUACUCGAAGAAGUUCCUUUAAACGAAGUUGUUCUUGCCUCUAUUCGCCCAGAUAUGAUAACCACAGAUAGCUCAGUACAACUAUACAAUCCAUAUAAGAGGGAAUGCUUCUUUCCAACUGAAAAGAAAUUAAGGUAUUUUAAACUAUAUACGGGCAAAAACUGUCAACUGGAGUGUCUAACUAACUACACAUUGUACCACUGUGGAUGUGUAAACUAUUUUAUGCCAAGAGAAAAUACAACAAAUAUUUGUGGAAUAGAAAGCUUAAAGUGUAUGAAAAACGCCGAAGCGAGAUACGAACUCGGAGAUCUUAGAUCAAAAAUUAGUAAAACAAAUACAAACUCAAACAGUACCAGACGCCAGCGAUAUAGAAAAACGAUUAAAUUAAAUUGUGACUGCAUGCCAAUGUGUUCCGAUCUGACUUAUAACGUAGAAACUUCUCAGAGCAAUUGGGAAUGGAUGGAAACCUUAAAAGCCGAGACCAAAAAUGGAACGAUAUUAUAUGGAGUCGACAACUACUACGUAUCCAAACUCAUUCUAUUCUUCAAAUCCUCGCAGUUUAUUACAUCAGAGAGGCACGAAUUGUACGGUCCCACGGACUUUUUGGCGAAUUUCGGCGGAUUACUAGGACUCUUUACAGGAUUUUCGAUUCUCUCCCUCAUGGAAGCCAUUUAUUUUUUGACAGUCCGGCUAUGCUGCAAUUCCAGACUUUAUGGUUAUUGGGCCGGGCCCGAAAAGUAA